AUGGAUGAUCACCCCGACAGUGCUCUACACUAUGGGCACGUGGGACGAGCUGUCUACCUCCCAGAGACGAAGACAUGGACCUUCGCCCGCUCUUUCGCCCGCUGUACCCCAAUCUCAUACACCGGUCUAACCCGGACUACGAUUUCGCCGGCACGGAACACCACUGAAUUACAACCGCGGCCUAAAACUUCUCGACAAGCAGACGACAAACUGAUUCCGAAUGCCCAACCCGAGCUUGCUGGACAAUGGCCCACUAUUUGCGAUGAUGCCCUUUCCAAGGUUAUUACAAAUGCAGCCGAUCUUUGCGACCCCCAAAUCUCUACUCUUUUUGAUCUGGGUUAUGCUUUGGAUCAUGCGAGCGAUGAUUCAGCGAGUAUACCGGACCCGGUGGCCGUUGCAGCCGCAGUGACUGGCGUUAGUCGCGAUACCAUCUCGUUCCGAUUGAUGAGGGAUGACCUGGUAGAGAUCCAGAACAAGGGCUCUCAACAUGAUGUUCCGUUACUUAUACCAUCCAUUGGCGAUGUGGAGACAACUGAAUGGUCGCAACGAAAAGCCCCGAUCCAGCAAGUCCGUUUUGCGCGAACCGUGGGAAAAAAGGCCGCUUGGAUGGCUGCUCGUUUAAAAACGUCAGUCAUGAUUUUUCGACCCAUAUUUCAGCCCGUGCCCGUGCCCGCGCACAUAAAUGUCACCGAUACAGAGGCUCUCUCUAUUCCUUUCCGAAACUCUCGACUCGAUGCCAACCCCGUUGUGGAGUUGCUGCAAGACUUCACGGGAGGAUUUACCUUGGCCGAUGUGACUUUCAAUCCGUGGUACUCGAGAAAAUUCGGCGUUGUUGAUAUCAUGGGCAACUGGUCCAUUUGGGAGAUCACGGGUCGGCAGAAGAAGCAUGGAUCCACCUACGCUCCUCGGAAACUCAUGAUGGCCUCAUUGCCAUCAUCAUCGUCACCGAAAGACUCUAAACCUAUACGCCCGAGACACGAUGGCUGGGCAUCGAUCGAGUGGGUUGUUGAUUCCUCGACUCUAGUGGUUUCUGAUCGUCGUUGCACUAUGCUUUACGAGAUGACCGACGAGAUGACCGGCAAGAGUGCUCGAUCUAGCAUUGUCGAACUCGGCAUGGACAAAAACUCCGAGUGGGUUUUGGAUAUGCAACGAAGCAUACAGGAUCCUUCUCACUUCUUCGUUCUUACAACUUCGCGACUGCUCUGGUUCGAUGUCACAAGAGCGCCUAUCUCAAAUGGCAUGAGGCCAUCUUUACCUCCUUUUGUUACCUGGCGUCAUUUUCGAGAUCCUGAGGAUACAACAUUACGUAUCAGCGAUCUCAUGGUUAAUGGCGAUUUGUAUUUAACUCUAUACUCACGACUCACCGACCUUGUCCAAGGAUUCCCAUGUCCAAUUCUCGAAGAUAAAAAGACAGAGCUGGUCUCUGUGCCCGAUCCUUUCAUUCUCAAGGUACCCAAGGCAGGGGAUAUCUCUCCCGAAAAUAUGUCGUUGAAUUACUCGAAAUUCGUGUUUCGACAAGUCCACCACACUCCUGCACAUGCGACAAUUUGCCACAGUCCUAAGAUGACGCUCCUCAAACUCUUUUGGGCCGAUCAAUACCUAUCCAUUCAUGAAACACUGUUUAAAGGCCCAGAAAAUCACCAGAAACAGGGCGAAGGGAAGGCUCCUCUCGAAGGUGUCAGUUUUUUGAAGGCCAAAUCCCCUUUUCCACCUAUGAAAGAGAGCAAUACCGACGAGGAGGGGUUCGAUGACGAGGAGUUCAUUGUGGAGGACUGGGAUGAAUCUGCGAUUUCACGCCUCAUUUUUUGCCAACCUGGCCUCGAGGUUUCUGCCAUGGACACCUUAUACAACCGCACAGAAGAUCUCCAAUGGACCCUAGAUUGGACAUCUGUCUACACUCGGGCAGUGGAUAACCUGAUGGUCCCGACAAACCCAUUUGACUCGCAAGGGACUCAAUUGACCUUGGAUCGUAUCAUUGAAACCUUAAAAAAGGAUCCGAGUGGGGAAUUCGACCAAUCUGAUGCUAGCAAAACCAUGCUGGAGAUUAGCGUUGAUCGCCCAUCAAUGUUGAAUGAUAUAGAUGAUGAAGCGGACGAUUUAGCUCGUCUUGUUUCAACUCUUUUGACCAAGAGCUUGGAUGCACAGGCUCCGUGGCAUUAUAUGAUCUUGCCUUUACAAUUCGCAAAUAUAUUUCUAGGCCUGACAGGCAUUUCGCCGGAUCCACGGUUGGAUUUCCUCGAAACAUACAACCACCUGGUCGACGAAUGGGUCGCGCCUCUACCCCAUGGCGAAGAAGGUAUACCUGACUCUACACGUGUAUUGAAAGAGCGAUCUGUUCGGGGCAUUGCCCUUGACCUUCUUCUUGCUCGCCUCAUUCGGAUAUCAAACGUUCCCAACGCAGACAAACUGACCAGUGAGGCCAAAUUUACCAAUACGCAUCGGAGUCAGAAGGAGCUCACGCCAUCAUCACAACACCAUCGUUUACAGUUGCCAUCCUCACAAAUGACCCCUACUCAGACAUCGAGUGCAAAAGACAAGACAAAAAAAGUGACCGCUACGAACUACACGGCUCUCUCUACAUAUACGGGGUUUAAACAACCCCGCCCAAUGCCUCAAAAUGUGGGUAACUUGUUAUCUCAUUGGCAAAUGGGCGUUGACCCGGCCACAUAUGAAUGGCAGAAAAGCUUGCGACUGCUUGACGAAGAUGGGAAUCAGACGACGAAGACUUCCAGGCAAAGGCAGCGUAAGAGGAGAUCGCGGGUUAUGCCUGCUACUGCAACUAUCACUGUACCUGAACCUGAACCUGAACCUGCGUCAUCCCUGCCGCCGACUCCUGUCACACCCAUGAUCCGUACCUGGGGCAGUCAACCUGCCCAGCCACCGAUGCCCAUUCAAAGCAGCCAGCCCACGAUGGACGAAGCGCCAAUGACACAGAUGGAACGAGGACAAUUUGGAGCACGUGAAGUCAAGAAGAGCAGCAAACCCAAGAAAAAGAAGCGAGCUGCCGGUUUCUAG
Messenger RNA from Penicillium atrosanguineum, 3015 nucleotides. RefSeq lists its product as uncharacterized. Gene Ontology annotation, molecular function: RNA polymerase I general transcription initiation factor binding; RNA polymerase I transcription regulatory region sequence-specific DNA binding. The coding region runs from base 1 to 3015 and encodes 1004 amino acids. Gene Ontology annotation, cellular component: RNA polymerase I core factor complex. The transcript is spliced from 3 exons. Gene Ontology annotation, biological process: nucleolar large rRNA transcription by RNA polymerase I. The record is from RefSeq and is a predicted model, not a curated record. NCBI's taxonomy places the organism in Eukaryota, Fungi, Ascomycota, Eurotiomycetes, Eurotiales, Aspergillaceae.